AUGGAAUCCACUCAAUACAAUGAGCUCUGUGAGGAGAUCUAUGUGCAAAUUAUGGAAAAAAUGGAAAGGAGCCAUGAGGAGGGAGGCCGAUUUGCUCCUCAUGGUACUGCGAAGAAAGUUCUACAGCCAGAAGUCUUGCGACGCCUCUUUCGCAGUCUGCAAUUAAACGAUGCCCCAACAAACAUUUACGAUCUCAACGAAGAUAGUUUGAUCAACAAAAUGCGAGAACGGAAGCUAUAUGACUUUCUCGCUAUUCUCAUUUUCACGUCCUGCACCAUCGAGGCUACGCGGAAAUUCACCAUCAAACUGUUGGCUCCAACUGCCUGGUCGCCAAAUAUCUGCUCUCUGCCAGCAGACCGUGAGAGGCUCAUAGAGAUUUUUGGGGAACGGGUCACGCCGGACAAAUUCAUGACACAACAAGCAUGCUUUUGUCCUGUCGUGAUCUGUAACAAAAAGGAAGUUCGAAUACAGAGCCUAGAUCGGCACUGUUUACCCUAUCUGGAACAAAAAUAUCGCGGAAAAGGAGCGCAGGGCACUGUAUACCAAGUGAAGAUUGCCAAGGGGCACUUUUACGACCCGAUUGUUCAAGGAACAAAUCAGAGCCCGAAGGAAUUGGCGCGCAAAGACUAUCAAUCCACUAAGGACAUGGAAGAAGAUAUCUUAAGGCAAAUUCUUGCCUGCGAUCGGACUUGUCCAAAUAUUGUGGAUAUCUACGGUAGCCUUUCCAUUGGCACAAAUUACAGCAUCUUCAUGCCUCUCGCCAUGUGCGAUCUAAGCGCCUACAUGGGGGACGACCGAGCAAGACCAAAUACCAUCACCAAAACAGAUAUGAUUAACUCGGCUCGGGGACUCGCAGGUGGGCUUGAUUUCCUUCAUAAUGGCAUGAGGACGGCCGAAGGAGACAGGAUAGUAUGUUACCAUAUGGACCUCAAGCCGAGCAAUAUUCUGGUAUACCUUGAAACAGUCAACGACAAGCAGGAGUUUGUUUGGAAGAUCAGUGACUUCGGCAUGUCUCGGCUCAAAUUGAAAUCUCGCAGAGAGGAGACCGACUUCGACAGCUGGUUUGUCCGGUUCCAGCAGCCCAAGGAUGCAUCUACCUCGGCAACCUACAACAGACGUGGGGACGGUAGCACUUAUCUUGGGCCCGAGUCUCUGUCACCACACAGGGCUAUGAGAAAAGCAAACGACGUCUGGUCUUUGGGGUGUAUCCUCAGUAUCGUUUUUACAUUCCUAGAGGAAGGCAGCUCUGGCGUUAGAGAGUACCGAGAAAAGAGAAUAAAGCACCGCAGCUCGGAUGGUGAUCGCUUCUUUGUCGCAGAUCCACUGUUUGGUCGUCCGAAGAUCCACCCAGCGGUCACACUAUGGCAUGAUGGACUGAUCAAGAAAGCCAGACAGAGGAGCCCCAAGGAGGGGGAAGCGGUGAAGUCAAUCCUGGAUUACCUGGAACAUGAUGUUCUCCAGCCAGAACAAUCAAAGAGAUGCAACGCCCGGAAACUGGAAGACAAAUUGUAUAAGACAUUUCAGAAAUACAAGGAGCUGAACAAUGAAGGGGGCCCACCUUUGCCAGAGAAAGAGCCUGGUAUAAGCAAGAAGCUACAACAAAUGCGCAUCAAUGUCCUCAUAGGCAAAAAGCAAGAGUCCGCCUCAGACAAACGUGUCGAGCAAUGGUAUCUAGGUCCGACCCAGUCUUUCAAAGGCUGCGAGAUAUCUCCAGAUGGAACAGUUAUUGCGUUCUGGACUGACACUAGAAUUUCGCUUUACACUUCGCAAUCUCUGGAGCAAGGAGCAGAGGGCGCACGCCCGGCUGCAGAAUAUUUGAUCAAGACACCGGAAUAUCGCUGGAAGAGUAUCAGCCUGACGAGAAAACAUCUGAUAGCUUCCACCUCGGGGGGCACUUUCCAACUUUAUAUCUUCAAACUACGAAAGGGGCUAUUAGGCAUGGACGUCAAUCUUAGACAUGGGGAGCGAAUCUCUCUACCAACACUGCCUGAGAUAAAGAAGGUGGCUCUCGCGCCUGGAGGUCAGACAAUAGCAUGUGUUGUCAGCGACGGAUAUGAGGACCAGAACACAGGGUCCUUGUAUAUUGGUUCCGUCAAUUCUCCGAAUGAGUGGCAGCUGGGGAAUCAACUCGAUUGGCCCGCAGCAGACGUGGUUCAGCUAUCAUUCUCAACAAAUGACGACCUAUACAUGGUUUUCCGACCACAAAGAAGCGGCCCAAAUCAGAAACACGAGAUUCCUGUCAUUCAUGUAUCCCUCAAAUCUAACCAGCUAUGUCCGCUCAUUAUCGAGCCAAAAGGCUUUGAGAGUAGUAGCACUGUUGGUCUUUUUACGACUUUCGCUCCGUUUUUCCAAAAGCCCCAUGUUUGUGUCCUUGUCACCCGAGAAAAGCAGCUACACAUCCAAAGCCUGGCAGAAGUGGAUAAGACAGCUGCUAUACAUGCCGACAUCAAGAAUUACCGAGUCCUUAAGCUGAUGAUGGGCAAAAAUGAUGAGAAAAUAUUCGCAGUGGGGAGGCGCGCGGCGCAUCAUAGGAUGCUUCUAUUGGAGAUUGCCAUUCCCGCACCUCAGGCAACAACGAUUACUGUGACCGAGCUUGCUGAGAUUCCGGGUCUUACAUACAGUGAUGAAUUUGCCGAGAGAGUGGUCCACGGUGAAAAAGAGAGUGUUGUUAUUCUUGCCGCUUUGAUGGGUGCAAACCAAUGUGGAAUAUACAAAAUAACUGUGCCUAGGUUCAGAUCGGGUACCUCAGCGGCUGCAUAG
This is a messenger RNA of Penicillium coprophilum, 2760 nucleotides long. Its product is annotated as protein kinase family protein. Gene Ontology annotation, cellular component: cytoplasm; nucleus. Gene Ontology annotation, biological process: protein phosphorylation; mitotic DNA damage checkpoint signaling. Lineage: Eukaryota; Fungi; Ascomycota; Eurotiomycetes; Eurotiales; Aspergillaceae. The coding region runs from base 1 to 2760 and encodes 919 amino acids. Gene Ontology annotation, molecular function: ATP binding; protein serine/threonine kinase activity. The record is from RefSeq and is a predicted model, not a curated record. The transcript is spliced from 3 exons.